UUUAGGUGUCUAAGUACAUAGAACCAGGCAUGCUUGGAGCUGACACCCAUUUGCCUUACGCAUGGUUUCAAGUCGGCACUUUAUCAGUUUUAUGUUACGUAUGAUUUAAAUAUUAUCGCAAUUACAUUUUUCACCAUCUGUACUUCGGUAGAAUCAUAUCUAUCAGUAAAUGCUACCAUAUCACGUAUCUAGUAGACACCAGUUUAAGGAGUGACCACAUUUUAAAAGGACAAAUAAGAAUAGUUAUAACACAGUGUAUGGACAUUAAUGAGUUGAUAGCAUAAGAGUGGCACACUUUAUCAGAUGAGAAAGAAUAGUCCAAUACAAUUAAUACAGUUCUCUUUAUGUCCUUCACAUGUACCACUUAGUUUGUAUAUAGAGAAGCAUGAAUAUAUGUGUAAAAUUAGCUCUCUCUUGAUACUAAGAAUCAAAAUAACAUGGAAAAUCAAUCAUCAGUAUUGAUUUAUGGCAGUGCAAUGAUAAAUUAAGGGAGAAAGAGUUAUAAUAAAUUACAUAGGAGAUAGAAAGAAUGAAUUAAGUGGGAGGGAGACUGAGAGUAGUGGAAGAGUGGGAGAUAGAGAGAGAUGAGCUGUUGAAAGAGCAAAAGAAAGAGCAAAAGAAAAGAAUUGAAGAAGGGAACCAUGUUCAUGUGUCAGCACAUGUGCUUUGCUUUUUUUAUUUUGCUAUAAUAUUUUGUGACUUGUGAGGCCUCUCCCUCUCUAAUUUGCUUUGUGUCCCCAAACCAAUGCCCCAUGUAGGCCAAUCCUUGUAUUAUUUGUUCUUAGAAACAGAAGAUAAUUUAUUUGAUUGAAGCUACUAUGUAGGUUAUAAUUGUACUGAUAAUAAAUAUAUAAACGGUAAAAAUACAUAUUUGUAUCAAAUAAAUUGUUAAUGAUAUAACGAAAAUUAUGUAAGAAUGUUCGAUAUAUAUCUGAGUUUUAAGUCCAAGCUUCGUUUCAGUUCAAUCUCUCCUCUUUUAUUGGUUGCAUUGUUUUGCAAUGGGUUAAUUUGAUGAAUGACCAUAUUGGGAAAAAUAUUAGAUCUGAAAUGGUUAGAAAAGUAGAGAGAGAUAGGAAGAGAAAGGAGAAGAUAGAAAUGGUUAGUUGGUCAAAUAUAGUUUUUUUGGUCCUAAGAUCAAAUUUAAUAAGAUUUUAUGGUACAGUAUAUAACUAUGUAUUCAUUUUUUUUUGGCAUCAACUAUGUAUUCUGUAAAUAUUUCUUUUUAUUACAUAUAAGUGUUACUUUGUUCUAAAUUUUUAGUGGCGCAAACGAUCUAUUGUCUUACUGUUUCAAUAUUGUUAUGUACGUCAGAUUCAUUUUUUUAUCGUUAGUCUUUACUCAAAACAACCCAAACAGUAGUGGUUGUCUUCUAACAAAGUAUUCUAGGAAUAUUCUCUUUUUUUUUGUCACAGUUCUAGGAAUAUUCUCUUAAAUUUUAUACAUAAGACCGAUCUUCAAAUUUCUACAACAAGCCCGGCAGCAACAACAACAACAUUGAACGAGAAGUUACAGAAAUUGAAAUAUCAUUCUAACCAAAACACUGCACGAGGAAUGGCUUAUAGGCAAAUUUGACCAUGAAUUUAAAGCUUUUUUUGUUUAGGAAAAUAUUUCGCUAACCAAUUAGUGGAAAAGUUCAGUAUCUACGAUAUUUGCUGAUCAUAUGACUAGUUUAGAAAGAGGUAUAAAUGUGCUGAUCGUAUGAAAUAUAAGUUUAAAAGGUAAAAGAAUAAUAUAUAAGUCAAGAUUGUGGGUAAUUUAACCAUAUAGAAAAUUGUUAUAUAUUGUUAUUUUUUGCAAGUAUACUCUUAUUCAGAUUCUACUUAUAAAACCCUUCUUUUGUUUCGAAAAGUUUACAUAUAUAAAUUUAUAAAUUUCGGUAUAACAAAAGUAAAAUAUGCUACAGUAAAAGAAAUAAUGUAGGGGUAGAGUGAUGUUUGUAACUUCUGAUUAAUGUAUAAAAUUGAAAGUGGCUUGCCUGUGAAUACAAACAUUUUCAUGCAAGUGUGCUUCCAUGUGCAUCUCCCCCUCGUUCUUAUAAUCCAUCCAAUUCUGCUUCACAUGUGCAUACUGCAUAUAUAUAUAUAUAUAUAUAUAUAUAUAUUAUUUUUUUUGAUAAAAGGAAAAAUGUCAGCUGCUCCCGGCGGACUGCGAACCCGCGACAUUCAGUUUCGUGUGUAUAUACAUGCACAUAUACAUGCACAUAAAUAAAACAAAUAAAAUGAGUAAAAUAUGCCAAGACUUAAACUACUAGUUACUCUUGACAGAAACUUAUGUUUUAAAACGAAAUAUUAACAUCCUACGUAAAACAAAUACGAAUCGAUGUUUUAGAAAUAUAAUGGGUUGAUAUGUAAUAAUAUGAAGCUUAUUUCCGAGUAUUAUGAAGAAAAUGGAAAUAAAAUUGCACAAUUUUCAAAACUGGAUUUAACUUAAUAAUAUCUUGAAACCAGCCAAAUGAUUGAGCAUUGAGAAUCGGAAUAUCUGACAAGACAAAAUCAAAUGUGACAGAGUCUUAGUUAAAGUAUAAUUAACAUACGCUUAAUGCUUCAUGACACCAAACUGUUUUUUCUUCGUUAUAGAGAAGCUAACAUCACUUUUAGUAAAGGAUAACUAUUAUUCUGUUAAUUUUUAUUGUUAUUGAAUAUUCUUAGGGUAGCUACCAGACCAAUUUUAAUAUAUGUUUUUAGUAGGAAAAAAUCUAGCGGGGUCUUUCAACUAAAAUGAUCAGAAGUAAAUCAAGAACAAGAAAAUAAAUUAAUUUAUGUGAUAAAACUAUUUCCAGCCCAUAACAUUGGGAGAAAAACAUACUGAAUCUUCCGUAACGAUUCGUACAUGUUUUCACUGACAUAUACACACAUCAUAAUACUGCAAGUCUGCAACCCUGAUCCAAAUUAUUCUUAACAACUUUCAAAUCACAAUUUUUUAUUCGGUUUCUCAAAAAAUCACAUUUGUAAUAUAUUGUGGGUAUUAAUCACUUGUUUUUUUUUGGGUCUAAAUGUUAAAUAUUAAUCACUUGUUUAUUUUAAGAUAAAUGUUUAUUGAUCUACAGUUUAUUUGUUCGUACCAAUUUAUUGUGAUAUCAACAUAUAUAUAUAUUAAAGUUAUACAAAUAUAAUAAAAAUCUAUAAAUUAAUAAUAAUUUUUUAAUUAAUUAUUAAUAAUAAUAAUUUUAAAGUUAUUCAAACACAAUAAUUUUUUAUAUAAAUUAAUAAUUUUAGGAUUAUAAUAGUUUAAAUUUCUAUAAUUAUUAAUUAAAAUAUUUUUAAAGAGCAUUAGACAUAUUUUAAUCGAUAAAAUUAUCAUAAACACACAGUUAACUUUAAUAGAGUAAUUUAUAAUCUGUAAUAAGUUAAAAUAGAAAAAUAUCAAUUUAUGUAUUUAUUAAUUUAUAAAAUUAUAUUAUAUAGUUAUUCCUCAACUGGCAAAUAAUUUAUGAGGAACCUCACAGCCAAUGGAAUAUAUAGAAAAGAGAAGAAAAUCAUCGAACUUUAGUAUAGUUCAACUUGUGACUAAUGAUCAUGCAUGUUACCACUGAUAAAAGGCAGUUUGUAUACGAUAGAUAUAUAAUAAGGUAGGGAGCAUAAGUAACGUGAACGCGGUUUUAUCUGUCGAGAACAUUUUACACUUUGCGAUCCUAAUGAUCCAAUUAUAUAUAUUAAACUAUAUAAUAGUUUUAAGUUAAACUAAAUUUAGAUUUUGAUCCGUAUUCUCAAAAGCAGUAAUAUUUUAUGCUGUAAGAGUUGAAGAAAAUGUAGCAAAUUUUUAUUAGAGAUGUUAAAAUAGCAAAAUUGCUUCAUUUAAACAUGUCUCAUCUAAAACACUUAUCUAUGCAAACUCCAAUCCCAUUUAGAUUCAUUUAAUUUUAAGAUUUAAUAUGGUUAUCUAUUUAGACCUGCAAGCUAAUUUAGAUAUGUUCAAACAGUUCUAUAAUAUUUAAAUAAUUUCAAAAUCACUUAAAAAAAUAUAUUUGAAAUGUUUCUUAUAAAAAUUAUUUUAAUUUUUGAAAAAUUAAUUUUUUUUUGGACAAAUUACUUUUAUAAUUUAUUUAUAAUAUGUUAAUGGCUCUUAAUAAAAUUAUCUAUUAAAAACCUGUUAAGCAAAAUGAAUCAAAAUAUGUUAUAGCUAUUUCAAUCUUUAUCCUAUUAAAACCCCAUUAAACUAAAUGAGUCAAAAUAUGUUAUUGCUAUUUCAAUCUUUAUCCUCUAAACCUGCUAGUAAGGUUUUAUAGAAUUUGAGUCAUGUUAUACACAAAUUCACGAUAGAAUAUUAAAAUAUAAUUAUAUAACAAAAUUCAGAUGCAUAUACGAUUGAAUAUUAAUAAUUUUUAGGCGUAUAAAAUAAAGAGUUAUAGAAAAAGUUAUUAGACAUUAAUAUCGGAUGAAAAUGUUAAGCAAAAAUCAUGGUAAUAUUAACAGCAUAAAUUUGGCCGAUGACAUUGAGUUUUGCUUUACUCUAAUUUUUGCCAGUAACAUUAAUUUUGGCAGAAUUAAUACGCGUCUUCCAUAAUUAUUAUACGAAAUCUAUAAAGUAAAAUGAUUGAUGUUUAUACUAAUCGACAAAUAAAAAAUCUAUCUAAAGUAACAUAAUCUAAAAGUAUAGAAGGAUAUAUUUGGUUGAUUGACAUGCAGAUUUGUUUGUUAGAAUCCUGCCAUAAAUAUGCUAAAUUUUAGAGUGUUUAUUUACUUAUAAUUAAUCUUUAGGCUUAAAAUUAAUAUGGUAGACAAAAUUAUUAUAGUGUAUAAUUUUUUAAAAAAUAUUUUAUCUAGAAUCAAGCUGGGUCCAAAGUUGUGUUUUAUUUUAAUAGUAUAGACUAGCUUAAAAAUUUACAUAAUGUAUUUUAAUUAAAUUAAAAGUUACAUAAUUUAUUUUAAUUUUACGUAAUUUAUAUUUGUGUAAAUCAUCCAUUUGAAUAAUUUUUGUAGGUAAGUUAUUUUAUAUAUUUUGAAAAUUUUAAACAUAUUAUAUAAAAUAUAGUUAUAAUUAUGUUAGAUUUUGACCCGUAUCAUAAUGCAAUAUUAUUAUUUUAAAAUAAUUUUGUUACAGUUUCUAAUGUUUGUUACAAUUUUUGUUUACAUAUAGAAAUCACAUGAGUAUCCAUUUUGUUCUAACCGGUAAUGUUGAUCUCUUUUAAAAUUUUAGUAUAUAAUAAAAUUAUAUUUAGAGUAGUUAGGUAAUUAAAAAUUUAGUAUGUAAUAAAAUUAUAAGAUUUAUGUAUUGUUUUUUCUUAUAAAAUUUGAUGAUGCUAUUCGAGAUAUAAAAUAUAGUUAUAAUUAUGUUAGAUUUUGACCCAUAUCAUAAUGUAAUAUUAUUAUUUUAAAAUAAUUUUAAAAUAAGCUUGUUACAGUUUCUAUGUUUGUUACAAUUUUUGUUUACAUAUAGAAAUCACAUGGGUAUUCAUUUUGUUCUAACCGGUAAUGUUGAUCUCUUUUAAAAUUUUAGUAUUUAAUAAAAUUAUAUUUAUAGUAGUUAGGUAAUUAAAAAAUUAAGAUUUAUGUAUUGUUUUUUCUUAUAAAAUUUGAUGAUGCUAAUCGAGAUAUAAUUAUAGUUAUAAUUAUGUUUGAUUUUAACCUGUAUCAUAAUGCAAUAUUAUUAUUUUAAAAUAAUUUUAAAAUAAACUUGUUACAGUUUCUAUGUUUGUUACAACUUUUGUUUACAUAUAGAAAUCACAUAAGUAUCCAUUUUGUUCUAAUCGUUAUGAUAUCUUUUAAAAUUUUAGUAUGUAAUAAAAUUAUAAUAUUUAUGUAAUGUUUUUUAUUAUAAAAGUUUAUGAUGCUAAUCGAGAUAUAAGGUGUAAUAAAAAAUUCUAAUGUUUCAGUCACUAAUUUUACUUCUAAUGAAAUAUGUUUUGAAUAGGUCCAAAAAGUGUAACCAUUAUAAGCAUAAUAGUGUAUUGAUUAGUAUCAUAAUCAUUUAAUUUUGUAUUGUUAUUCUAUUAAUAGAUAACCGAUGGUAUGUUUAAUAUAAAAUUUGUUUAGUUAUAUUAGCCAACGUUGGUUUAGUUUAAAUAGUUAGGUUGCAUUUUUUACUGUAACAUAUAUGAAAAAAUCUAAAAUUUAAAUGAUAACUUUAAACAAUAGAUAAAAAUAUGACCUUAAAAUUAAUAGAUUAGAUUCUUGAACUCAUUAUUUCUAUAAAUAUUCAGUUUAUAAAUGCAUCUACUCGGAGGAAAUAUGGAAAAAUCUAACUCAUAAGCUGUUGAGUCCUCAGUUUACCAGUGAGUGAGAUGAAAUUAUUGGCUGUGUCACAAAUCGAAAUAAAGGAAAAGUGUAACAUUUCCUUCUGAGAUACGCUUUUCAGGUUUUCUUAUUUGCUAUAUGCUCUAAAAGAAACCAAAGAAGAAAUGGGGAAGACUCUCAUUCCUUGACCAAGUUGAUUGACAAACAUGCCAGGAACCGGCUGCACUUAGGGGCAUUGUCUUUUUUUCUUUGAAUGAAUGCUAAAUUUAUUCAUCAAAAAACUUUUUUACAUCAAGUGGUUCUUUGUUUAAAUAACUUCUACUCCUAUUCUUUUACCUUUCCCUUUACAACUUUCCACUUCCCACUUAGGGCAUUGUCGUAUGUGAAGGCGAUGAAAACAUUGUGCAGAUGGUUUGAAGCUCACUCCCACCAGUUGUGAUCUACGGUUUAGGGCUCUUGCGGAGGCACUAUAAAUUUUUUCAUAAAUGCCCUAAUUUGUUGUUUUUUUCAAUAAGGCUCAGUUAAGAUAUUCCUUAUAGAUGUACAUAAACUCUUAUUUCCAAGAUGAUCAAUAAAUUUAACAUUUCAUCAAAAAAAAAAGAAAACAUGGUUCUCGUACUGAUGAGCUUUCAUAUGUAAUUAUGAUUUUUCAACAAAAACCACAAAAUACAAAUAACACGAUGUAAAAACAUUUUUUGGUUUGAUAAUUCAUUAAAGAAAAAAAUAUUAGAAGAAAAAAACCAAUAUUCCAGUGGUUUUUAAAACUAAAAACAAUAAAAUUUGCUGAAAUUCACAUCUUAAGGCCGUAAAUAGGCCCAUAUUUGGGCCGUAACGGGCCCAAGAAUCCCAAUAUCGAACGAUUUCGUAAUAAUUUCGUCGGGUUACAAUUUUAUUCUUCAUCCUUCUCGCCGUCGACCAGCCUCGGACGCCGCCGCAUUCGCCGUCGAACAACCGCCGACGCCGCCUCGUCUCAGUCCAACCUUCGUGAGCAGAUGGCAUGGCUUGUGGCUACUCUUUCACUGAUUGUUAUCUGGGUAGCUUCUAUAUUCAAAGUUUUCUUUGGAGCAACGUCUAGCUCCAAAGCUGCAGUUCUUGAUGAUGGUAACAAGAAGAAUGUGUUGUUUGUCAUCGCACAUCCUGAUGAUGAGUCAAUGUUCUUUUCUCCAACAAUAAACUACUUAGCUUCCAAUGGCUACAACCUUCACAUGUUAUGCUUCUCCACUGGAAACGCUGAUGGCACGGGGAGCAUUAGGAAAGAUGAGCUGCAUCAGGCUUGUGCUGUGCUCAGGGUUCCUCUUCAACAGUUAAAAGUUCUGGACCAUCCAGAUUUACAGGAUGGUUUUGGGCAAGUAUGGAGCCAUGAUUUGUUAGCAAAGGUCAUCGGUGAAGAAGUCAGUAAUCACGAUAUUCACACGAUCGUAACAUUUGAUAACUAUGGUGUUUCUGGUCAUUGCAAUCACCGUGAUGUGCACCAUGGAGUAUUAAAGUUCUUGCAGACUAAUUCCGAAAGAAAUAUCAAAGCUUGGGAACUCGCAAGUCUUAAUAUCUUUCGCAAGUACUCUGGACCUAUCGACAUUUGGCUGUCGAUUUUCUCCUCCAAAAGAAAUCCGAGCAAGGCCAUCAUCAUAAACGAGCAGCCUUGGAAAAGCUAUAAAGCAAUGGCACAACAUUUAAGCCAAUGGGUUUGGUUCCGGAAGCUUUUUGUUUCUUUUUCAAGCUAUACAUACGCAAAUACACUUGAUAGGAUCAACCCUUAACCGGUUAACACUUGAUGACUCCCGUAUUCAUACAGCUCUUGUCGAGGCAAAGGCGAAACGAGUUUUGAACAAAAGAUGUAGCUUGUAAUGUUGCUUUGCCUUCUUUUUUUUUGCAUCAAUAUUAUAAAGGGAGAAAAUUACAUUUCUGAAAAUUACUCUCGUAUGUAAACACAACCACAACCUUAUUUUUCUUUCCUUUAGAAUUUUAAACAAUGUACAUAUAUA
This is a messenger RNA of Brassica rapa (field mustard), 8155 nucleotides long. RefSeq names its product probable N-acetylglucosaminyl-phosphatidylinositol de-N-acetylase. Gene Ontology annotation, cellular component: endoplasmic reticulum. The record is from RefSeq and is a predicted model, not a curated record. Lineage: Eukaryota; Viridiplantae; Streptophyta; Magnoliopsida; Brassicales; Brassicaceae. Gene Ontology annotation, molecular function: N-acetylglucosaminylphosphatidylinositol deacetylase activity.